AUGUAUCUUUAUUCCUACGGAGCAGCACUAAUGGAAGCUUGUCAGAGUCAUACACAGAACCCACUGCAAGUCGGGACAGAAAUCCAAUCCAGGUUUUUUGCUGCACAGGGCUGCAGUCAAAGCCCCUUUCAGACUGCCGCCACAGCAGCCCCUCCCCAACAGUCAGCCACCCCUGCUGAGUCCCUCCAAGUGGACCUCCUGCCUGUUUUGGCUGCUGCCCAGGAAACAGCAGCAGCUGCAGCUGUAGUUGCUGCCGCCACAGCUUCUGCACCAGCUGCCUCCACAGUAGACACAGCUGCCCUGAAACAGCAGCAGCCUUCAGCCUCUGAAGGUGGUGGGGGUCAGGUAGCACCAACCACGCAAACCACCCAAGCCCCAACUCCCCAGGCAGCUCCUGCCACACCACAGCAAGGUGAGGCUCAGAAGAAGCCGAAGAGCAAAGGCCCCUACAUCUGCUCCCUGUGUGCUAAAGAGUUCAAAAAUGGCUACAACCUGCGGCGCCAUGAAGCUAUUCACACGGGGGCCAAGGCUUCCCGUGCUGGACCUACGACCAUGAAGAUGCCCACUAUGGUUCCCCUCAGCUUGCUUAGUGUGUCGGCCAUCGGUGGGACAACCCCAGCAACUCCUGCCCCUGCUGAGGCAGGGAACACAACAGGGUCAGGCGCAGGGCUGGUGACCACUACAGCAUCAGGCAAACGCAUCCGGAAGAACCAUGCGUGCGAGAUGUGUGGGAAAGCCUUCCGGGACGUCUAUCACCUCAAUCGGCAUAAGCUGUCACACUCAGAUGAGAAGCCCUAUCAGUGUCCUGUCUGCCAGCAGCGGUUCAAACGGAAGGACCGCAUGAGCUAUCACGUUCGUUCACAUGAUGGUGCUGUGCACAAGCCGUACAUCUGCAGCCACUGUGGGAAGAGUUUCUCACGGCCGGACCAUUUGAAUAGCCAUGUGCGGCAAGUCCACUCAACAGAGAGGCCCUUCAAAUGUGAGAGAUGUGAAGCAGCCUUUGCCACCAAGGAUCGGCUGCGUGCUCACACAGUCCGUCACGAGGAGAAGGUGCCGUGUCAUGUGUGUGGAAAGAUGCUGAGCUCUGCCUACAUCACGGACCACAUGAAAGUACACAGCCAAGGGCCGAAUCAUGUGUGUGAACUGUGCAACAAAGGGUUCACCACAGCGGCCUACCUCAGGGUCCACGCGGUCAAGGACCACGGACUGGCCGCCCCGCGGCUGGAGCGUUUCCUUUGCAAGCUGUGUGGCGUGCACUGCAAGACCCCGGCUCAGCUCAACGGGCAUCUGCAGACGCACGCAGGAGAAGGGGCCGCGGCCACUGAGGGCCAACCGCUGCGGUGAAACGCUGGCCGGGCCACCAGGUACGGGUGAGGUCUGCCCCCUCGCGGCAGCCGUCUCGGCCCCACCUCCUGCUGCCGUCACGGUGCUGCCCA
Molecule: messenger RNA, 1436 nt
Organism: Gekko japonicus
Lineage: Eukaryota; Metazoa; Chordata; Lepidosauria; Squamata; Gekkonidae
Gene: MAZ
Product: MYC-associated zinc finger protein (purine-binding transcription factor)
Exons: 7
Coding region: 1-1344 (447 amino acids)
Biological process (GO): regulation of transcription by RNA polymerase II
Cellular component (GO): nucleus
Molecular function (GO): DNA-binding transcription activator activity, RNA polymerase II-specific; RNA polymerase II cis-regulatory region sequence-specific DNA binding
Source: RefSeq, a predicted model, not a curated record